AUGUUUCAUGCCUUUCAUCCUGCCUCAGCUUCAUUCAGGAUUGGGGAGAAUAUAAAGGCAUCAACGGCUCCAAAACCUCCAGCAUUACGAAAGGUCAACCGUUCGUGCUUUGAGUGCACAAGGCGGAAGAUCAGAUGCGAUGGAGGCCAACCAUGCACCAAUUGUCGAUACUACAAAGUCGUCAACGCUUGUGGCUAUCGUCAUCGGAGUCAAAGACACGCAGCCUCACGAAACGCCUUGGAGAAGGCCUCGCAAGAGCUGAAUGACCAUAAAGCUGUCCUGAAGGAACUCUUUUCUGACUUGGACAUCAGCUCUCUGAAAGGGAAAGGGAGGGAUCAGCUCCUGCAAGUGCUUGGCUCCCAGACCCGAAAUGAGCAAGAACGAUGGACUGCGAAGGCGGGCGGCUCUGGCAUGGGGACGUCUCAACAGACAUAUCUAGAUUCUCACAAUUUUGAAGGGCAUACUCUUGGGCCAAGGGCGCCGCGAUUUCAAAUUUCGACAAGCCCUGAAAAUCGAGUUAACCCAGAAGAUGACAUUGAUGAUUCCCAGCAAGUGUCCGAAAAUGGGGAGGAGCAUGAUCGCCAAUGGGACGAAGUUCAGACCGAUCCUGACGCCUCAAUAAAACCCAGUGACGACGUCAAUGCGGUCUCUCUGGCCUAUGACCAACACCGAAGAUCCUAUCUCGGCGUUUCUUCCAUCAGUGCUAUCCUUCGCACAAUUUUCAGACUUUGUCCUCUCGCCAAGUCAAACAUCGCCCAAUAUGCGAAGGGAUGGCCAAAGCCUCUUCCGAAGGUGUUUCCCGCAACCCCGACUCAGAUCGAUACGGGCAGAAUGGAUGAGUUACGUUUCAUCGACGCGUAUUUUGACCACAUUCAUGGGAUCACUCCCAUGUUGAAUGAAGCAGAAUUUCGAUCCACAUGGCAAAACAAUAACAGAGCAGAUGCCUCUUGGCUGGCUCUGCUGAAUAUGGUCUGCACCAUGGGAUCAAUUGCGGCAGGCGAAGAACACUCACACAAGCUCUUCCACAAAAAUGCCCAAUCCUAUUUGAAUCUAGAGACAUUUGGCGCGGGAAACAUUGAAAGUCUCCAAGCUCUUUGUCUUCUUGGAGGUUACUAUUUGCAGUACCAGAAUUCUCCCAAUAUGGCUACCGCCUUACUGGGUGCUGCUCAUCGAGUGGCAGUUGCACUUGGCCUCCAUCGGGAAUCAAGGAAGAGUAAUCCAUCCGUGUCGAGUCCCGACAAUUCCACCUUUAUAUCAAGAGCCGAGAUUAGACGUCGUACUUGGUGGAGUUUAUUCUGCCUGGAUACUUGGUCUUCCAUGACAAUGGGGCGACCGACAUCGGGCCGAUGGGAGCAGUCUUCGAUGGAUACGCGACUUCCGUCAAUGAUGGACGACUCCGACGAUGUUGCAUUGUCUUUACAAGCCAGUUCGGAAUUUUGCUUGAUCGCGAAUCGAAUCCAAAGCAGAUUGGCCCAAUUGCAUCGCAUCACUUCCGCCGAAAUGUUUGCCUUCGAUCAGGAGCUUCAAACCUGGCACUCAUCUCUGCCUUCCCCGCUGGUGGCUCCACAUGCCUGCUCUUCGCGGCUGGUGAUGGCUCGAGAUUUCAUGCACAAUCGAUAUUUGAAUUUGCGGCUGAUCCUCUACCGACCGUUAUUACUAUACUCAUCCAGUGGACGGAAUUGGGCCAACAUCAACCACCAUGUAAACCAACAAGAAGCUUCCGUGCACCAUACCUGCAACGAAAUCGCUCAGCAAGCCGUUGAUUCAAUUUCUGACAACUGGACACCCAACCGAGUCCAUGUAUGGAAUGCGUCUUGGUACCUGUUCCAGGCGACCAUGGUGCCACUUCUAUCCAUCGCAGUGGGAAAUAGUCGCCGAGAUGACACACAGCGGGACGAUGUCUCUCAGUCAAAGGAGCUCCUUGUAAAAGUUCUGGACUUGUUCCCUCAGAUGCGACCAUGGAUGAGAUCAGCUGAUCGGUCACAAGACAUUGUCCGAGCUAUAUAUGAGGCCCUCUCGAGCACCGAGCCUCGUCGAACUCCUUCUGUCUCAGAUGGGGAUUUCAAUUUCUUUGGAUGGUAUGACGAAGAAGUUACUUUUGGGGACGAGAUUGAUUGGAGUGCAUUUCUGGUGGGCGACGAAGAACUUGGCUUUGGAAAUCAAAGCAAGAAUUGA
This is a messenger RNA of Rhinocladiella mackenziei CBS 650.93, 2175 nucleotides long. RefSeq lists its product as uncharacterized. Gene Ontology annotation, biological process: positive regulation of transcription from RNA polymerase II promoter by galactose; DNA-templated transcription. Gene Ontology annotation, molecular function: DNA-binding transcription factor activity, RNA polymerase II-specific; RNA polymerase II cis-regulatory region sequence-specific DNA binding; zinc ion binding. The record is from RefSeq and is a predicted model, not a curated record. The coding region runs from base 1 to 2175 and encodes 724 amino acids. Gene Ontology annotation, cellular component: nucleus. Lineage: Eukaryota; Fungi; Ascomycota; Eurotiomycetes; Chaetothyriales; Herpotrichiellaceae. The transcript has a single exon.